This is a messenger RNA of Symbiodinium necroappetens, 383 nucleotides long. The record is from the annotation of a GenBank genome assembly. Lineage: Eukaryota; Dinophyceae; Suessiales; Symbiodiniaceae.
GCACUGGCUCGGUGCUGCUCCUUCAGCGAUCGCUCACUCACGAAGCGUUGCACUGGGAACUUGUGGAGUGGCACUACGUCCCCGUCUCUGCCAGCCUGGAUGACCUCAUUGAACUGGUUACAACCUUGGAGGGCAAUGAGACCCUUGCCAAACAGAUUGCCGAGGCCGGAGCUGACUUCUACGCUCGACGCGUGCGGCCAGAGGAUGCCUACUGCAUGGCGCUGCGAACCUUGGAGGUUUCCCAGCUUCCAGAGGUGACACCACAGAUGUUGGCGAGUCGAGGCUUUGCGCGGGCUCCUGGCCUGGAAGCGCUUCCAUACACAUCGGCCAAAUCCGCUCCGUCCACGCUUCGCGAGCGAAUAGAAAGCCACCUGGAGCUGUGA